Sapajus apella (tufted capuchin) is the source of this 3391-nucleotide messenger RNA. Its product is annotated as stabilizer of axonemal microtubules 2-like. The record is from RefSeq and is a predicted model, not a curated record. Gene Ontology annotation, biological process: microtubule anchoring. Gene Ontology annotation, cellular component: ciliary basal body; centriole; sperm flagellum. NCBI's taxonomy places the organism in Eukaryota, Metazoa, Chordata, Mammalia, Primates, Cebidae. The transcript has 2 exons. The coding region runs from base 488 to 1558 and encodes 356 amino acids. Gene Ontology annotation, molecular function: microtubule binding.
CCCGAAGUAUUACAAAACACUAAAAGCAGGUGAUAAAUAUUAUGUUUUAAAGGUAUUGCUAGAAUGUUAUUAAAUAUUCCAGAAUGGGUAAUACAUAUUCCAGGCAUAUGAACAUAGGCAUAUUUAUAGGGAGAAAAUCAAUUUUCUGUUGUUAUCUAGAACUUAUGUUCAUACUAUUGUAUGGUAUCACAUUCAUUUCUCCGUGUCCAAAUUCUUGCUUCCAUUAUGAAAGUCAGAGCUGGUUUGGUGAGGGAGAAAUAGUCUCUUCUGUUUACUCUCUUAUAAUGAAAAUCUUUUUCUCUUAUUUGGCAGCAAGAAUUCUACCUAUAUGAUUGUGUGGAACUAUAAACCUUCAAUAACAUCUGUGAUACCUUUUAGUUAAUGAAAAAUAGUGUUAUACUUUUAUACUUUAGUUUGCAAAGAAGAGAGAUUCCCUCAUGGUACCUCAAGAAAAAAAGACUCUGGUAAAGCUUCAUGUGAACUGAAAAUGGAAAGCUACCAGGUGCCCAAGGAUCUUGAAGGAAAAGCUUUUCCUUCAUCUCUGCGAUGGGCUACAUUAUUUCUCUCACAGCAUCUUUACUUCCCUUCUUGCAUCUGCUCUGAUCACCACUUUACUAACUGGCCGCCUCUGCCUAUAUAUCAUUUCUGUUUCUUUACAGAUGAUUAUAGAGCUUGGGACAUUCAUAAAAGUAAACUUUAUAAGCCAGAACAAACUUACCACCCCCCUACUGCGAAAUUUGGAAAUUCAACGAUAUUUCAGGAUGAUUUUGUUCCUCAGGAGAUAAAGCCUAGGCAAAGCUUUAAACCUUCCUCUGUGGCCAAACGUUCUACAGCCCCUUUUAAUGGUAUUACAAGUCAUCGCCUUGAUUAUAUACCUCAUCAGCUUGAACUCAAGUUUGAAAGGCCAAAAGAAGUUUACAGACCAACUGAUCAACGCUUUGAGGAUCUCACAACUCACCAGUGUGACUUUCAGGGCCUUGUUGGUGAAACUGCAAAAAUCUGCAGACCUGUACACACCAGAGUGAUGCAAAAUGCUCAGUUUGAAGGAAGCACUGAAUUCCGUGAAAGUUUUCAACCAUGGGAAAUCCCACCGCCUGAGGUCAAGAAAGUACCAGAGUAUAUGCCUCCUACAGGUAGCAUGCUGUUAAACAGCACAAGCCAUCUUGACUAUGUUCCGUAUCUGACCAACUGUGUUGUUCCCAUCAGGCCAGUUUCUCAUAGAAGUAGUAACUAUUUUCCCUUCCAAGGAAAAAGCACCAUGAAGGAAGAUUUUCCAGCAUGGGAAAGUUGUCGUCAAGGACUUAUUAGGAAGCAGCAGCAGCAGAUUCCCAACCCAUCUGGAAAAUUUGAUAGUUUGAGCACUUUCAGAUCUCACUAUGUGCCACAUGAAUUGAUUCCAACAGAGAGUUGCAAACCUUUAAAUAUCGCUUUUAAGAGUUCUGUUCCAUUUGAUGAUGUAACUAUGUACUCUGUAGAGUACACACCGAAAAAACAGGAAAUUUGCCCAGCUAGCUAUGCCUCUCGUCCAGGUUAUAUUUUUGAAAACACAAAUUCCUAAGGUCAUAAAUUCUUCUGCAAGAUUACUCCAGCAGUAAAGGUCUUCUAAUAACCAAAUUGUGCUUAAAAGGAAGCUACUAGCAAGUUGUUGGUUUUCCAAGAGAAAACUCAAUUUUACAGUGAAAAAAAUUAAUGAUAUAAUAAAUCAUUUUUUAGAUUUUUAAACAAGAAAAUGAGAAAAUGUAUUCUAAGAAAUCAGAAUCUUAAAACUAUUUUGUAUUGAUAUUUUAACCAAGAUUGUUCUUUAAUAUGCAUUUCGGAAGGUUGAAUAAUAUGCAUUCCCUAUGAACUAUUUUAAUACUCAACAUACUGCUUGGUAGCUUGUCCCCAGUCUAUUAGUAUUUGUAAUUCUGUUAUAAUUAUGGCAAUGUAUGUCAUUUAUCAGGCACACCAGGAUUAUUUAGAACAUUGAAAAUGAUACAUCGAUCCCUCUUCCACGGCAAUAGGAGUCAUUUACUCAGACUUCAGGGUAUCUACAUAGCAUACACUGAGUCAAGUUUUGGUUGCUGUAUGUAGACUGCUGUACUGCUCUUCACCAUGUUCAAGUUAGCAAGAGACAUUGUUGGUGUGACAAGGAAAGGCUCUGUGUGCUGGGAAUCAAAGGACUUGAGUUCAAGUUCUAACUAAUUAUUAUUAUUUUUAGAGACAGGGUCUCACUGUCAGCCAUGCUGGAGUCCAGGGGCGUGAUCGUGGCUUAACCUCCUGAGCUCAAGUGAUCCUCCUGCCUCAGCCUCCCAAAUAGCUGGGACUACAAGAGUAUGCCACCACACCUGGCUUUCUUUCUUUCUUUUUUUUUUUUUUUUUUAAUAUGCUUCCUAGAAACAGGUUAUUGCUAUAUUGGCUAGCCUGGUCUUAAAUCCUGCCUUGGUUUUCCAAAACACUGGGAUUAAAGGCAUGAGCCACUAUACCCAGCCCAAGUUCAAGUUCUAAUAAUACAGAUUUCUAUUUGACUCAUAUCUCUGAGUCUCAGUGUCUUUGUAAAAUAUCUGUUCUUGAAAAGUUUGAGUGCCAGACUAUAUGGUACAUUUUAAUCCUUAAAGUAAAAGUAUAAAUGUAGAGGAUUGUUUGAAAAAAAUCAAUCUAUUUUUACACUUAUUUUCUCCUUUUCAAAUUGGGAUAAUUACUCAAUUCUCAUUUUCUCCCCUAUAGCAAGGAUUGUAAAAUAACCUAAUUUGCUUUGAGCUUAUGAGUAGUAUGUACUUUUGAGAGGAGUCUUGUCCUUUAAAACUUUAUGAGCAUCCAAGAAAUUCUUAACAGAGAAUGGAAAGCUUGCAAUGGGGUAAACAGAGUGGUUUAAAUAACAGUAUUUGGAGAAAGGAAAAAGUAUUUGCUAGGGUAGUUUUAGGAAGACUGACAGCUCUGAAGAAAUCUUUAGGGUACACUUAGGUGAUUUUGCACCUAACUGCCAUGCCAAGUCACUGUUCAGAGGCAGAACUAGCCCCAGCAGGGGCAUAAUCAUCUCGUUCACCUCUUCCAGUGUAAAGAUAAGUGCUAAGGAACGGAAUGAUACCAGUGUAGUAGAAACACUCUCUUGCAUUCAUAAAUGCUAAAAAUGUCCUAAUGAAUUAAAUUCUUAUUGGGUGGUUGCUUUAAAAAAAAUUAAAUAAUUGCAUUAUGGGAGAGUAUGAUUUAUUUUAGCAUAAAGCGAAUUUUAGUCUUUUAUGGCUUCAGAAUUAUUUCAAAAUAUACUUUAUUGAAAAUCAUCAAUAUUUGGUUAUUUUGUCUGAAAGUAAUUUGUUCUUAUUUACAUUUAUUAGUAAAAGUAUGGUGUGUUAAACUUUAUAUUUCUAUGUAACAUUAAUAAAAUCAAUAAAAGGAAGGGAUUUUCAAGAAA